CCGCAUUCAUCGCCAAUUGAUGCAGCACCUGUAACAACACAAUACAGAAAAUGGCGCACGCACGUCUUGCCAUCCGCUCCUCGAGAGCUCUUUUGUCGCUCAGCCAGCCAGCGCGAUUCUUCUCCGUCUACGCUGCACGAUGCAACGAGUUCGAAGCGCUGAACAAGCGCGCAAACGACACAGCCGACGAGUAUCGCAGGAUUCAGACAUCCAGGCCACUCAAUCCUCACAUGACCAACACCACCUCGACCAUCGCGAACGAGAUGCCCAGCGUAGGCAAAGACGCGCCGCCCCCCGAGCUGGUCACGUCCGUGGACCCAGGCUUUGCGCCGAAAGACGCAGUACCUGAGAACACCGAGCGCAUGACUGGCGGCACUCAAGGCAGCAAGAGCGAAGACGUCAGCGGGUCGAACAAGGACCUGAAGGGAACGAAUGAGCUCGGUGUCGGAGAAAUGGAAGGCGCAACCUUCAAGGUGGAGCCGCUGAGGCGAACGGGCGAGGAUGAGAACACCAUGCGGGCAAGGUUAUUAUAUCAGUGCCGCAAGAGGGGAACCCUCGAAAGUGAGCUUCUCAUGUCCACCUUCGCCGAUGCAAAUCUCGCCACCAUGACGCCUUCGCAACUCGAGCAAUUCGAUCUUUUCCUCGAUGAAAACGACUGGGACAUUUACUACUGGGCGACGCAAGAACCCACCCCGACGUCCAUGGAGACGGCCGAGGGGCAGUCUGGAGAGCUGGCCACCGAGAACGCGAAAGGCCAGGAGCAGGACGAGCAGAAGAGGGCGCCUGCGAAGGGCGAAUGGGCGCAGACGAUCGGCACUUUCAAGCCUGCUUAUCGGCCUGUGCCGGCGAGGUGGAAGGAUAGCGAGAUUCUUACUAUGCUAAGAAACCAUGUUACAAGCAGGAGUGCUGGUGGCGCACAGGAAGGAGGCUCCAAGGUUGGUGGGAAGGAUCUGGGACAGGGAACCAAGGGAACCGGUGGUUUGGGAAUGAUGCCCAAGAUCCGACAUUUCGACAAAUAGCCGCACAGGUCACUGCACUUUCUGGUCUUCCUGCAUCAUCCGCUGCUGUAAUAUAGUCAUGUAUCGCCAUCCAGCCAAUUCACUGUCUUAGCGUCAU
Messenger RNA from Paraphaeosphaeria sporulosa, 1116 nucleotides. Its product is annotated as DUF339-domain-containing protein. The coding region runs from base 51 to 1019 and encodes 322 amino acids. Gene Ontology annotation, cellular component: mitochondrion. The transcript has 2 exons. The record is from RefSeq and is a predicted model, not a curated record. Gene Ontology annotation, biological process: tricarboxylic acid cycle; mitochondrial electron transport, succinate to ubiquinone; protein-FAD linkage. Lineage: Eukaryota; Fungi; Ascomycota; Dothideomycetes; Pleosporales; Didymosphaeriaceae.